AAAAUUUUGCAGGUUUAAAUGAAAUUCAUUCGAAAUAAGACAAAACAUAAAAUAGAAGAAAGUCUCAUCAAGUAAAUAAACAAAAAAUCAGCAGAAAAGACCGGGAAAAUAGAACGAAGCCAUGGAUGUCCCAAAGUGCUCUUUUUGUUUGGAUAUAAAUAGUAAACGAGGGUUGAUGGACUUAAAUUCAAAAUUAUAUGGAUUAGACGUCACUGGAGUUCCUAUUUCAAAAGUUGCUUCCGAAGUUUUUAAUUUUAAGAUAAUAGAUGGAUUUAUUUGCGGUAUUUGUCAGGAGGAACUUGUAAAUGCAUACAAGUUCAAAGUGAAUGCUAUGAAAGCGUUUGAAGGGAAUUCUGAAUUGACGAAAAAUUUGGAAAUUUUGAAAAGCUUAAAGGAUUUUUUUGACGACAUUGAGUCAAUAAACGAUGUAACAAUCAUGAAUAACCACAAAAACAUUGCAUUCAUUAGAAAAAAUGAGUGUCAUAAGUUUAUUCGUCAAGGAUGGCGUCAUGAAUCGUGUGAAGAUACAACAAUUGAAAUACUAGAGAUUGAAUGUAAUCCAGAACAGAUACAGGAAGCAAUUGAAAGUAAUGAAGAAGAAGAAGAGGAGAUACACCAUGAAACGUCAAUCGUAGGUAACGAAGAAGAGGAAGAGACACAACAUGAAAUGGAAGAUGAAAAUGAAAAUUUGAACCCUGAAUUUAAGGACGAAACAACUUAUCUUAAAUGUGAGAAAGAAACGAUGCAAAGCACAAUGAAUGUCGUCACUAAUUAUACAAGUUGUAAUAUUGAUUACAUGAAAAGUGCUUAUGUGAGAUUGGAAAGACUUAAAUCUCUUGACUCUCCAGAGAAAGGUUCCACAUUUCAAGAUGACCCUUCCGACACCAUGGAUGUUGAAUAUGAUUUAACAUUGUGUGAUAAUGAGCCAUUAGAUAACAACGAAAAUUAUGACAGCUUAGUGAAUGAUAGAAACGAUUCCAAUUUGAAUGAAACAACAAAAAAUGAAGAAGACUUCAAUUCCAUAUUAAAGCAGAAGAUUAGAGAAAGUAAAGUUGUGUCUUAUAAUGAAGGCCAAAAAGUUACGGUUUGGUCUUGUGUUUUCUGCAAAAAACUGUGCUUAUGUGGCAGUAAUUUAAGGAAUCAUCUUCGGAAACACAUUAUUGAUAAUCAAAAUCUUAAAGACAUAAAAAUUAUUGAGAAACAUGAAAACGACCCGAAAUGGAUUGCGAAAAAGGUGGAAGAAUCAACACCAAAAGAUGAAUCGGAAAAAUUCAUUUGCUGUAUUUGUAAAAAGUUCAAAACUUCAAAGAAAUUUCGAUUAAGAUUUCACAUUUCAAAAAUCCAUUGCUUUAAAAAAGAUCGUAGAACUUCUCUUGAUAAAAAUGAUUCUGAACAGCUUCCAAAAUACGAUUAUGAUCUGGAUUGGGCUGAAAAGAAAAUCGAAGAAUCAAAGGAUGCAAAUGAAAGUGAUAAAUGGAAUUGCGUACUUUGUAGUACGUUUUCAACUGAUCGUGUAUUUGGUAUGAAAAUCCACAUAUUGAGAGUUCACUGCAAGCCUAAAACCAAAAAGAUGUCUUUGCAAAAAAGCUUAGAAUCUUCAAAGCACAAAAAAGAAAAGAAGCACGAGUAUGAUCCAGAAUGGAUGCUUGAAAUGAUAGAAAAGUCGCGAUCUCAUGAUGAUCCCGACUCGUUCUCUUGUGCUAUUUGUAACAACUUUUCUUCGAAGUCAUUAAUUGGAAUUCGUGUACAUAUAGGACAUGUUCAUUGUAAACCUAAAAAGAAAAAAAAUGUAGCAAAGACAAUCAACAAAAAUGUGGAUAUGGAAAUCGAAAAACAUGAUUACAACAUUGAAUGGAUUAAAGAGAUUACUAAAAAAUCAACUAAUGACGUGGGAUUAAGAACAAAACAUUUCUUAUGCGUUCUUUGUAAUAAUUUUAAAACUAAUUCGAGCUUAGGCUUUAGAUAUCACGUUGCUCGAGUGCAUUGUAAGGAAUCAAAGACACGAACGUUAAUGAAAGCAAAAAAACAAAUAGUUAAGCGACAUUAUGAUCCCGAGUGGGUUAAUCAAAAGAUUGAUGAGUCGAAAAUUGAAAGUGAUGUCGAUAAGUGGACUUGCGUUGUCUGUGGUGAAUUUUCAAGUGAAUCACAAAAAAGCAUUAAACUUCAUAUUAAUGCACAUUGCAUCAAACAUCCGACUGCAACUGAGACGACAUCUCUUUUGGAACAAAGUGAUGAUAGAUAUGAAUACAAUGUGAAUAGAAUUAGAGAAAUUGUUGAAGAAUCGAGAAUAGAAAACGAAUGCGACGAUGAAAAAUUUCAUUGUGUUGUUUGUAAAGACUUUACAACUGAGUCUGUACUUGGAAUAAGAUUUCAUGUUGCAAGAAUGCAUUUCAAAGCUGAAAGAAUGUCUUCUUUCGAAAGAUCUAUGUCAGAAAAUAAUGGUGACUCUGAAUGGUUGAAAGGAAUGAUUGAAAAGUCGAAAACUCCAAGCAGUUCAACUUUAUGGAAUUGUUGUGUUUGUGACAAUUUCUCGUGUUUUUCUUUAUCUGCAAUUCGAAAACAUUUGAUAACGUUGCAUUGUGAAUCAACUUCAUCAGGAUCAUUAAAUCACCAAGACGACAAAUUACAAGCCAAUGAAUCAAUUUCGGAAAGAAUUCGAAAAAAUUGGAUCAAAAAUGUUGUCAACAACUCCGAAGUUAAGAAGGAAGAUGGAAUUUUCUGGAUUUGCUGUAUUUGUUCAACAACUUGUGAAGGAUUCAAAGAAACAAAACUUCAUGUAUCGAGAAUGCAUCGAAAAGAAAUGAGAACAGAAACUCAUAAAUUAAUUAAAGAAGAAGAAGACGAAUUUGAAAAUGAUAAAGUAGAAAAAUGUCGAAAGAGAUUGCACACGUCAGAAGAAGUGAAAAAUGUUUGGAUUUGUCGUGAAUGUGGUGGCAAAAUUUGCUAUACGGAAGAAGAUUUCCGAAAGCAUUUACGAGUUGAACACAUGAAUAAAUUUGAUGGUACAGAAGAAAGUACGAUACGUAACGGAAACAAAAGAUCACUUGAUCAAUCUGAAGACGACGAAUGGGUUCCACGAUCGAAAAAUUUCUGUCCUGAUGACACUGAAAAUGAGGACAAAAAUAUUGCAUCGAAUCGUGAAGCAGUUGUUGAAGGCUUGCCUGAAAAGAAAAUUGAAACAAAACAAUUUGAAUAUCUUCAUGUUCUGCCUCCUGAUAUGUUUCUUUCUGAAAGUUCUGAAGAAGAAAGUGACGAAGAAAUAGAAACAGCAUUAGUGAAAAAAGAAAUCAAAGAAAAAGAAGAAGAUGGUGAGACAGAACUUCGUAAUGAAUUCAUUUCAGACUUGAGUAAUAAGGAUAAAAUAUGGAUUAAGCGUGGAUGCGAAAGAUCAAGAAAAAAUUCUUAUAAAUGUUGGAUAUGUGGGAAACUUUGUAAAAAUCAAAUGAAAUAUCAUCUUACUCGUCAUCAUCUACCAUUUUAUAGACUCAGUGUAAAAAGAUAUCAAGAACAUAAAAAAGAAUGUGAAAAGCUGAAAAACAAUUCUGAUGGUUUCACAUUACCCAAGAAAGAAAGAACUAAAAGGAACAGUCUAGAUGGGAAUAACGUAACAGGAAUUUUGAAAUGCAAUUCUUGUGAUCUCAAAUUUUUAAAAAUAAGUUCAUUUAAUAUGCAUAAAAAGAUUCAUUUCAUAUCUGAUUCAAUUGUUAUGGAAAUGAAGCUUGAGAAAUGUGAUCUUUGUGAUAUGCAAUUCAGAAAUCUCGAUGAUUUGAAUUACCAUAAAAAUAUUCAUAAAACAAAAGGAGAAUCGGAAUCAAUUCCUGCUGAAGGCUUUUGUUUCCGUUCUAAACUGAAAGUUGACUCGGUUGAAGUUCUGCCACAUCAUGAUGAAGAUAAUUGGAAUGAAAUAUGUGGACAUUGCACACAAAAAUAUAAAAGUGAAGAAGAUUUGAAACGUCACAUUAUGUUUUUCCAUAUGAAGCCAUUAUUAUGUCCAAUUGAUAAUGAACAAUUCAAAAAAUUCGACGAUUUUCUUUUCCACAUUCACUCGUCACAUUUAUUGGUUCAAAAUGAAAUGCCUGUUGUCGACAAUGGAUGUUUGGAAGAAACCUCAAAUGGAAAAAUGGAGGAAACAUUCAACGAUGCUGUUAAAGCCAUCAAAAUAGAAAAGGAAAAUGACACUUAAAAUGCAAUGUUGAGUAUGUUUACAAAAUAUCAUGUUUAUCAUGAAAUUACGCCUUAUUAUUGCCAAAAAAAAUGUUUAUUUAAAAAUAAGCCAAAUACCUACACUCAUUAUUCAAAUUAACGAUCAUCAUAAUAGUUGGAGAGAUUCUAUAGCUAUUUAUGUAUUUGAAAAUAAUUAUAAAGAAAUGGACAUAAUUUCACCUACUUCGCUUAUCCAUCUCAAAUAAAAUUGUUUUGGGUAUUUCAUGAUUGUGCUGAUUUCUCAUAUUUACGUUGUUGCAGUAUGAUUCCGAUGAUAUGUUAUUAUGUCAGUUUAAAGUCUAAAUUAUCUGCUUGUGAAGAUGAUAAGGGAAAAGCAGAAUAACAUCGUAAUUAUGUAAGCUUAUUUAAUAUAAUUAAUAAAUUUAGAAGCUCAUACGUG
This is a messenger RNA of Clunio marinus, 4603 nucleotides long. The record is from the annotation of a GenBank genome assembly. NCBI's taxonomy places the organism in Eukaryota, Metazoa, Arthropoda, Insecta, Diptera, Chironomidae.